Messenger RNA from Columba livia (rock pigeon), 5279 nucleotides. RefSeq names its product cholinergic receptor nicotinic alpha 7 subunit (gene CHRNA7). Gene Ontology annotation, cellular component: acetylcholine-gated channel complex; postsynaptic membrane; neuron projection. Gene Ontology annotation, biological process: nervous system process; signal transduction; regulation of membrane potential. NCBI's taxonomy places the organism in Eukaryota, Metazoa, Chordata, Aves, Columbiformes, Columbidae. The coding region runs from base 593 to 2101 and encodes 502 amino acids. Gene Ontology annotation, molecular function: acetylcholine receptor activity; acetylcholine-gated monoatomic cation-selective channel activity; acetylcholine binding. The record is from RefSeq and is a predicted model, not a curated record. The transcript has 10 exons.
ACGGGCGCUGCCCUGCGGGGAGCUGGGCUGAACUCUGCCCCGCCCGGAGCCGCCUCCGCUCUCAGGGACUCCGUCCCGCGGCCGGGGAGCCCAGACUGCUGCGGGAGGGCGCCAGCUGGCAGGGCUCGGGGACAGGCCCCGCGGAGCGGGGAGGGCUGCGGGGUGCGGCUGCCCAGCAGGGGAGGGGGCUGCUCCCGAUCUCCUCCCUAUAAUGCCGGGACCGCUUUGCCCAGCGCAACGCAUCGCUCCGGCUGCGGUAACAGCCAGCGAGCGGCUUCACCCCCUCCCCUCCGGCCCGGGGCCGCUCAAGGAUUAGGGAAGAGAGGAAAAUCCAUCAGGCGGAGAGUCAGGACGCGGAGGCGGGCCGUCAGCAUUCCUCCGCUCCGCCCGAGCCGGCAGCGCCGUAGGGCGAGCUCUGGUGCGGGCGCAGGAAGGGGCCGAGCUGCCCGAGGUCCCCGAGGCACCGGCGGCUCCCAGCGGCGCCGAUCCGCGCCUCGGCCCGCGCCCCAGCCCUGCUCGGGGCCGGCAGGGCUCGUCGGCGGGAGAAGCCGUUGCUGCCGUCACCGACCCCGGCCGCGGCGGCUGCCCCGGGAUGGGCCUGCAGGGGCUGGCGCUCUGGCUGCUGGCGGCGGCGGGACUCGUGCGCGAGUCCCUGCAAGGAGAGUUCCAAAGGAAGCUAUAUAAGGAGCUGCUGAAAAAUUACAACCCGCUGGAGCGACCAGUUGCAAAUGAUUCCCAGCCGCUCACGGUCUAUUUCACUCUCAGCCUCAUGCAGAUCAUGGAUGUGGAUGAAAAGAAUCAAGUAUUAACAACAAACAUUUGGCUACAAAUGUACUGGAUAGAUCAUUAUCUACAAUGGAACGUGUCUGAAUACCCAGGAGUGAAGAAUGUCCGUUUUCCUGAUGGACUGAUUUGGAAGCCAGAUAUUCUCCUCUAUAACAGUGCUGAUGAAAGAUUUGAUGCAACAUUUCACACUAAUGUUCUAGUCAAUUCUUCAGGACAUUGCCAAUAUCUGCCACCAGGCAUAUUUAAAAGCUCGUGCUACAUAGAUGUGCGCUGGUUUCCAUUUGACGUUCAGAAGUGUAACCUCAAAUUUGGAUCCUGGACUUAUGGAGGCUGGUCCUUGGACUUACAAAUGCAAGAAGCAGAUAUAUCUGGCUAUAUUUCAAAUGGAGAGUGGGAUUUAGUAGGAGUUCCUGGGAAGAGAACUGAGAGUUUUUAUGAAUGUUGUAAAGAACCUUACCCAGAUGUAACAUUCACAGUAACUAUGCGACGUAGGACUCUCUAUUAUGGACUCAAUCUUCUUAUUCCCUGUGUACUGAUAUCAGCACUUGCUUUGCUAGUUUUUCUGCUUCCUGCAGACUCAGGAGAAAAGAUCUCACUAGGUAUAACAGUCUUAUUGUCUCUCACUGUCUUCAUGUUGCUUGUGGCUGAAAUUAUGCCAGCAACAUCUGAUUCUGUGCCCUUAAUUGCUCAGUAUUUUGCCAGCACUAUGAUUAUCGUUGGUCUUUCUGUUGUCGUCACUGUUAUUGUUCUACAAUAUCAUCAUCAUGAUCCAGAUGGGGGGAAAAUGCCUAAAUGGACAAGAAUCAUCCUUCUCAACUGGUGUGCUUGGUUUCUGAGGAUGAAAAGACCAGGGGAAGAUAAAGUGCGUCCUGCCUGUCAACAUAAACAGCGUCGAUGCAGCCUGUCCAGCAUGGAGAUGAACACUGUGAGCGGACAGCAAUCCAGUAAUGGGAAUAUGCUGUACAUUGGGUUUAGGGGGCUGGAAGGGGUCCACUGUACACCUACCACUGAUUCAGGAGUGAUCUGUGGGAGGAUGACCUGCUCACCAACAGAUGAAGAAAACCUGCUGCACAGUGGGCACCCCUCUGAAGGUGACCCAGAUUUGGCAAAAAUUUUGGAAGAGGUCAGGUACAUUGCAAACCGGUUCAGGGACCAGGAUGAAGUGGAAGCAAUUUGCAAUGAAUGGAAGUUUGCAGCUUCUGUAGUGGAUCGGCUCUGCUUGAUGGCUUUUUCAGUCUUCACAAUCAUUUGUACAAUUGGUAUUUUAAUGUCAGCACCAAACUUUGUAGAGGCUGUGUCUAAAGAUUUUGCCUAACUCCUAACUACAAUCUGAUUCUCUGAAGUAUGAUAUGUAGCAAAUAAGAGUGUGGGUUUUGUUUGACCGCUUGGUUUUAACGAGUAUGCUGCCUCUCAUUGUCCACUUUCUUUUGCCCCCCUCUCUGGUCCCGAGUUCCUUUCAGAAAAGCAGCACCAUUGCAGAGGGGAAGCCAAGGAUUCCCCCGGGCUGCCCGUGCACAGCUCCUCUGAGCUGUCUUCCGUGGGAGAUGCAAAGCGGCUGCGAGCCCCUUCAGAAUGACACGGUAUCGCACCACUGUCUCUUACACAUUUUUUGAACUGCCUGUUACAGAAUAACAGGUAGGCGAUGCCAGGAAUGUCACUUCUUCAGACUUUGUUAUAAACAAUAGAAGGUGGUCCAUCUUAACUGUUUGAAAGAGUGACUGUAAACACAUUUAGGAGAGGAUUAAAUCCAAUAGAUGGAAGCCCAAACAGCAGAGAGAAAAGGGAGAAAGAGGUUGCUUUUCAGUUACUGCUUUUUCUUGAGUUAUGGUAUGCAGCUCUUCAGCUCACUCAUAGCCAGUCAGACCCAUAAACUUCCACCAUGCAUUUUACAUAGAGCACACGGCCUUUACAGCAUUCUGAAUUUGUCUGAGACACCAGAAACCUGAAAAUUAAGGUGAUACAUCACAUAACUUGUCCUUUUAUAUCUUUCUGGAUUUGACCUAGAAGUUUGGUCUGAAUCCUUAAACAGGCUUCACAGUAAUUUUUGCAGGGUUUACUACUUCUUCCUUCUCCCCAGAAAGACAUUCUUUCAACUCAUGACCUUUUAACUAUCAAAAAAUUACACACACUUGUCUCUUUACUGUUAACCAGAUUCCAGUGUGGAAAAAGUAACUCAGUGUCUUUUACAGGCUUAAGCAUAAAUGAACAAUCUAAAGCAGAAGAGAAGCCAUUAAAUCCUGAGAUUAAGAUUUUAAUUUAAAAAUCAAAUGUUAUAUGCUUAGCUCUCUAUAGACUUCCUUCUGUUGAGUCACCAUAACAUGUUUCUACAAGAAAACUUCACCUUCUCUGCUCAGUUUAUCAUCUGGAGAGCACUAAUGAAUAAUAAAGCUUUCUUCAGUUUGAUAUAAACUAUGAACUGUAUAAAUAUAUAUUUAUAUAUACACACUUCAUAUAUGUCCAAGGAAAGGUUAAGACUUAAAUACAAAUUAUCUUGUCUACACAGACAUUUGCAAAGACAAACCUAAUAGUUCAUAACUUCAUUUUUUCUGAUUCUGAAAUUCUCCCAUCAAAAUCUGCUUAGUUUUCACGUGACUUCGAUAUCUCAAUGAAAAGGGCUGAGCUGAGAAUACCAGAAAGUUUGUGUCUACAAACAGCUGAGAAUCAGCCUGUUGCUGACACACAGUAUUCCUGACCAGUGAUUAAGUGGGAAAAGAUGUGAGGGAGCAUUACUUUAGCACUGACUGCUUGCUUUAUCCUACAGAAUCCCAAAUUAUUGGCUGAGGUCCUCGGAGACACAAAUGGAGGCCUGUUGUUGUACCAUGUUUUUACUAUGAAAUUAACUCAAGGCCUCAGUUUCUCUCCUAAGAUGGGUUAAAAUAAAGUGACUGAAAUGCACAUUCUCCCUAGGUAACUAUUUCCUUUCCAGAGUCUGCUCCCCUGAAAGCAGGAGAAUCAAAUUUAAUGUAAACCAAGCCCAGAGUCACCACAGGUACAGUCCAUCACCUGAGUGAACACCUUGGUCGAGCACCUUCAUGCCUGAGAAAGGGGCAGGAGGAGUGAAAGGAAGGCAGGGUAUUUCUCACAGUUUGUGAAUUCUGUCUUCCUCAAGGUUCAUUCAGAAUCUCGCACAGCAAAGAUAGGAGCAAAGCAUUCCGAUCCUUCUUGAAAGCUCAUCUUGAAACUGUGCCUCAGAUUAUCUGUGAAGAAGCUAUACUUUCAGGAAGAAUUAUUAAGAAUUAGCCAUGCAAUAAUUCCUGCAAAUAGUUUCUAGUUCGUAGAUUGCAUAUGAAUAGGAAACUAUGAGUCCAAAAUUGGAAAUGUAAGUUUUGUUCAUUUGUGAAUAGCUACACAUAUCAUGUGGCAUGUGUUGCUCUUCUGAGUAUUGUUUCUAGACUAGGCUUCCUGAUGCGAAUGUUGAUUUGCAUUGGUAUUUUUUCCUUCUGCAAGUAUUCUUAAGUAGCUACAUAGAAUGUUCCAUUUAGUCUUUGGGGUCCUGUUGGAGAAGAAUUUUUCAAGAAGACACGAAGACUCUGGGGACUGCCUUGUGCAAUGGGACACAACUACCGCAAUCACAAUACAAGAUGCAUGUAAUAUAAAAAGCAUGAGAGUCCCCCUCUUUCCACCUGAAUUCAUUUACAGUAUCUGUAGAAAUCAUCUUGCUAAAUACAGAGUUCUCUACAGAAGGAUGGAAAAAGCAAUUCACAAUUUGACAGUAAACUUCAAUAUCAAUGACAGACACACCUACGCUUAAAAACUGGAGACUGGUAUUUGGCCUUUAGAGGAGUCCUGCCAAAGCCUAGCACAGAGCUUGUAAUACUGUCAGUGAAUACCAGCUGUGAGACACCAGCACCACGCCUACACUACUGCCUUUAUCCUGGGCAGGAUUAAUGAAAAGGCACCAAGGGGACAAGUGAAUCCUAAUUUUCCCACUGUUAACACAACCUGUAAACAUUUGGUAAUAAGAUUAUUAUAAAUUUUAAAAGCAACAGUGACAGCUUCUCAGUUACAUUAUUUUGCAUAUAAGUUAAUUUUUCCUGUAACUGAGCUGAGUAAAUUUGCUAUGUUUCUUGUCAAAUUGUGUGCGUCUUAAAUAUAUGUGCGUAUCCACUACACAAUAUUUUGAUCUAAAUGCUGAGAAAAAUACUUAUUUACAGCUCUGAGCACAGAGAUGAAAAUUAAUUGCUGUAUACAGUAUGUGUAUAUAAUAUAGGUGGUAAGGGUUUCUUAUCAUCUUACAAGUCCAGAGAGAGGAUAAGCAAGUGGUUCACCACAACUAAGCUAUGACUUGUUUGACAAAUUCAAAAGCUCACUCUAGAGCUCAGCUGUCAGGUACAAUUCUAUGUGUGAACAAUGUAUAUUACUUCUUCUGUUUUUAUAUUGAAUUGUAUUAAAUAUUUAAAAGAUUUUUUAAUAUUUAACAAAUUUUAUUUAAGUGUUAAUUCCAAAAAGUUCCAAAUAUGAAAUUUAAAUAAAGAUAAAUUAUUUAAACAGUA